CGAUGGGCAUGCCGGUGGCGGGCCCUUCCGUAGUCGCGGCGACAGCGGUCGACGCUGUCGCCGCUGCUCCCGAGCCCGACAUGGCCCGGCUGCAGCGGGACGGCUUCCCGCCUGGCUUGGCGUUUGAGAUGCACAAGUCGUCGCAAGCCUUCCCGCUGCGCAUCUGGGUGGUGGACAACAGUGGCUCGAUGAAUGCGGGCGGCGGCUCGCGCAUCGUCAAGAGCGGUGGCAAGCUCGCCCGCGUCGGCGCCACCCGCUGGCAGGAGCUCGGAGACGCCGUGGUGAUGGCCGCCACCGUGAGCGAGACGCUGGGCGCACGGACUGACUUUCAGCUCCUCAACCCCACGCCCGCCGGCCAGACCUUCAGCGUCUGCGCGGGCGGAGGCAGCCACCUGCCCGUCCCCGCGGGCGUGGCUUGCGACGUCCCGAGGCUCAAGCAGGUGAUGGGCGACUCUCCGCGCGGCACCACGCCGCUCACCGAGGCGGUCGAGAAGAUCCUGGCCAACCUCUCGCCCGCCGCGGACAAGCUGCGAGCGCACGGCCAGCAAGUGGUUGUCGUGCUGGCGACCGACGGCCUGCCCAACGACGCCAGCUCCUUCCUCGCCGCGCUGCAGCGGCUGCAGCGGCUGCCCGUCUGGAUGGUGGUGCGGCUGUGCACGGACGAGGACUCCGUCGUCGACUACUGGUCGAACCUCGACCGCUCCCUCGAGGCGCCGCUCGAGGUGCUCGACGACCUCAAGGGCGAGGCGGAGGAGAUCGCGAAGGUGUCUCCCUGGAUCACGUACGGCCCGCCGCUGCACGCCGCGCGCGAGUUCGGCUGCCGCAACAAGCUCUUCGACCUGCUCGACGAGACGAGGCUGCUGCCAUCGCAGGCCAAGGACCUCGCCGAGCUGAUCCUCGGAUGCGGCCCGCUGCCCGAGCCCGAGGCGGACCCGGAGGCCUUCCUCGCCGCGCUGACUCGCGCGCAGGCCGAGGUGCCGGCUGUCUUCCACCCGAUCAAGGGGUCCGCCCAGCCAUGGUUCAACGUGCAGAAGUUCGGAAAGAUGCUCAAGGGAGGAGGGGGGGAGUGCGUCCUCUGCUGACCCGGUGCAGCCCUCGUGUGCCUGGACGAGAGCAGACGUCGCGACGAUGCAGACCCUUCCUGGGCCCCGCUGCCAGCCUUUCCGCACUCAGAGGCGGCCCCCGCUGGGUGAGGCGGCGUGGAACUUGUGGCUUCAUUUUCGCAUGUGGUUUGUGGUGCGCGCGAGGCGGUGUGGGCUGUGGGGCGCGGUGGGUGUCGCGAGCGAGGUCGACGGCCCGCCCGGCUCGGUCAGUCAUUUUUAGUCUCCGGGCAAAAACGCCUUAUACAAAG
Emiliania huxleyi CCMP1516 is the source of this 1351-nucleotide messenger RNA. RefSeq lists its product as hypothetical. Lineage: Eukaryota; Haptophyta; Isochrysidales; Noelaerhabdaceae. The transcript has 4 exons. The record is from RefSeq and is a predicted model, not a curated record. The annotation marks the transcript as partial.